CUUCACUUCAUUAUCCUCAAAAAUCGCUAGAGAGUGAACUCAUCUUCUUCUUCCUUCUUCCGCCAUAGCCACAAUGCUUAGUCUCUCAAUUGCUACGCCGGGGACGGCGGCGAUUUUCCGUAUAGGAACUGCUUCGGCGACUUCAACUUCUUCUUCUUUCCAUGGCGUAAGAAUCCAGCACCAGGUUUCUGCUCGCGUGCCCGCGGCGGCGGCGACGGCUUCGUCGACUCGUAAACCGUCGGUGGUGAUGAUGUCGAAAAGAGAGGCGGAAUUGAAAGAGAUAAGAUCGAAGACUACGGAGCAGCUACAAGAGGAGGUUGUUGACCUUAAAGGAGAGCUUUUUAUGCUCCGUCUCCAGAAAUCGGCGAGAAAUGAGUUCAAAUCAAGCGACUUUCGAAAAAUGAAGAAACAAGUAGCGCGGAUGUUGACGGUAAAAAGAGAGAGGGAGAUUAAAGAAGGGAUAAAGAAGAGGUUGUCGAGGAAACUUGACAGGCAGUGGAAGAAAAGCAUUGUACCAAGACCACCUCCUUCUCUAAAGAAGCUGCAAGAGGAAGAAGCUGCAGAAGAAGCAGCUGAAGCUGCCAAAUCUGCUUGAGAAACCACCAUCGAUGUAUUUUCCCUCGAGAUUGUUACUCUCUGUUAUUGUUGCUGCUGAACCUUCUUUAUUUUUGGUGUAAACUUUCCUUGUCAAUUAGUUUGUUAUUUUCAAGAAUCUCUCAAGUUUAAUGUUUAAAUCUUUAUCCAACCUGA
Molecule: messenger RNA, 750 nt
Organism: Capsella rubella
Lineage: Eukaryota; Viridiplantae; Streptophyta; Magnoliopsida; Brassicales; Brassicaceae
Product: 50S ribosomal protein L29, chloroplastic
Exons: 2
Coding region: 74-595 (173 amino acids)
Biological process (GO): translation
Cellular component (GO): chloroplast; ribosome
Molecular function (GO): structural constituent of ribosome
Source: RefSeq, a predicted model, not a curated record